CGCGCAGGUUGUGUGUAUUGGUGUUGGUGUGUGUGUUAGCAUUAGCAUUAGCAUGGCGGCGGCGGAGGGAGAGGAGGUGACCGUGUCUCUGGUGGACGUGCUGGAGGAGGAUGAGGAGCUCGAGCAGGAAGCCUCGGCUGUGCUCGGAGGGAGCGACUCGGAGAAGUGUUCUUACCCGGAGGGCUAUGUGAAGCGACAGGCGCUGUACGCGUGUAACACCUGCACACCGAAGGGCGGAGUCCCAGCGGGCAUCUGUCUCGCCUGUUCAUACAAGUGCCACGAAGGUCACGAACUGUUCGAGCUCUACACCAAGAGGAAUUUCCGCUGUGACUGUGGGAAUGAGAAGUUUGGAGAGAUGGACUGCAGGUUGUUCCCGGAGAAAGAGAAGACGAACUGUGGAAAUAAAUAUAGCCACAACUUCUUCGGGCUGUACUGUACGUGUGAUAGGCCGUACCCCGACCCAGAGGACCAGGUUCCUGAUGAGAUGAUACAGUGUGUGGUGUGCGAGGACUGGCUGCAUGGACGGCACCUGGGCUGUAUCGUCCCGGAGUGUGUGGAACUUCAGGAGAUGAUCUGUGAGUCCUGCAUGAAUAAAUCACCGUUCCUCUGGACCUAUGCUGCUCACCUGGCAGUGCCUCCUACAGUCAGGAUGUGUAAAGAAGAGGAGGAGGAGGAGAGUACCCGGGUGGAGGUGGAGCGUGAUGAAGAGGAGAAAAAAACAGAAGUAAAGAGCUCACAGGACGAAAAGGCGGAGGUGAACGGGGCGGCCAGCUGUAAAAGGAAGCUGCAGGACCUGGAGGCUGGAGCUUCAGGCUGCAGGUUGGAGGAGAUGAAGAGCUCGGGGAAGAGCCGGGCUCAGCAGGGAGCUGUGUUCUGGCCCGCAGCGUGGCGCACCAAACUCUGUUCCUGUCCCAGCUGUAAGAGUGUGUUUGCGGAGGCGGGCGUGUCCUUCCUGUUGGACGAGACGGACACGGUGCUCGCCUACGAGAACAAAGGCAAAACCACGGAGCAGGUGAACGGGGGCGAGGCUCGAGACCCCCUCAUGUCUGCACUCAACAACCUUAACCACGUGCAGCAGCUCGAAAUCAUCCAUGAGUAUAACGACAUGAAGACCGAGCUGAAGGAUUACUUACAGAGAUUUGCAGCAGAAGGAAAGGUCGUGACCCCUGAAGACAUCCGUCAGUUCUUCGAACAGCAGCAGAGCCGUAAACGGCGGCGAGUGGACGCGGGUCAGUUCUACUGCAGCUGAAUCGUCCUAUGACCCUCGACAGUCCUCUCACUCCUUUUGUAAUAAACGUCAAUCACGAUAACUCUGCAGCCUUGAACCCGGAGGAGCCGCGGGGUGUGAGGGGUUUACAGAUGAGGAGGAAGUCCGGCGCGACCCUCGUUCCCAAAGAGCUGUUAAACAACCUCGUUAAUAACACCGCGAGGAUGUGGAGCGGCCCAGCACACGCUUGCGCCCCCCCCCCUUGACGGGGUGACCUCGUCUAACACCUUCUAGAUGUUUCAUUUGUCUCUCGCUGUUCUUUUCUGUAUUCAGGACGUGUUCAUGGACGACCUCCUGAUCGCGCCGCUCCCGUUUGGUUUACUUUUGUUUUAUUCGGUUCGUCAGGCCGUGUAAUAAAUUUCCGUGAACAUGUUUCGUGCUUUUAUUAUCGCCGUUUUAUCUGUACUUUAGCUCUCGCUUUACUUUGUAAAUGUACCUUUGAGAAAUUAAACGUAUUAAUACUUUA
Molecule: messenger RNA, 1733 nt
Organism: Clarias gariepinus (North African catfish)
Lineage: Eukaryota; Metazoa; Chordata; Actinopteri; Siluriformes; Clariidae
Gene: ubr7
Product: ubiquitin protein ligase E3 component n-recognin 7
Exons: 11
Coding region: 53-1249 (398 amino acids)
Cellular component (GO): cytoplasm
Molecular function (GO): ubiquitin protein ligase activity; zinc ion binding
Source: RefSeq, a predicted model, not a curated record